AUGCCGACUAUUGAGAUAUUUUGGGCAGGAAGUUCAAUGACGCCGGGAUCGGACGUCUUCGCAAUUCAGAGCACAGAAGGAGAAGACGAUGAUUCAGACAAGGAUUCAGACAAGGAUUCAGAUGAUUCAGACAAGGAUUCAGACAAGGAUUCAGAUGAUUCAGACAAGGAUUCAGAUGAUUCAGACAAGGAUUCAGAUGAUUCAGACAAGGAUUCAGAUGAUUUGGACGAGGAUUCAGACGAAGCAGAGCUGGGACGUCGAGAAGAACUAUUUCUGAAAAUCGAGGGGAAAUACCGGACUAAAAAUAAGAUAGCGCCAAAGGCUAAACUAACGGCUACACAAUAUGACACUGUAGAGGCCAAAUACCGGACUAAAAAUAAGAUAGCGCCAAAGGCUAAACUAACGGCUACACAAUAUGACACUGUAGAGGCCAAAUACCGGACUAAAAAUAAGAGGCCAAAUAUCAACACAAUUUAA
This is a messenger RNA of Pseudogymnoascus destructans, 477 nucleotides long. RefSeq lists its product as uncharacterized. The transcript is spliced from 3 exons. The coding region runs from base 1 to 477 and encodes 158 amino acids. The record is from RefSeq and is a predicted model, not a curated record. Lineage: Eukaryota; Fungi; Ascomycota; Leotiomycetes; Thelebolales; Thelebolaceae.